AUGACAUCGUCCACUACGAUAAAGCUCUGCAUUGUAGCGGUGGUCAUCGCCUCACUUCGGGCACAAGAUAAUUUCGCCCUUGAGAAACGCGCAAUGCGCAACGCUCUAGUGCGCUUCGGCCGGGCCGGAGGAAGUAUGCGGAAUGCGUUAGUCAGAUUUGGCAAAAGAUAUCUGGCGACUGAUGACGAUUAUGCUACAGCGGCAGCACAAGACAAGCGCAAUGGUGCACCGCAACCUUUCGUUCGAUUUGGACGUUCCGGACAUCUAGAUCAUAUCCACGACAUUUUAUCAACUCUACAAAAGCUGCAACUGGCUAACUAUCAUUGA
Haemonchus placei is the source of this 327-nucleotide messenger RNA. Lineage: Eukaryota; Metazoa; Nematoda; Chromadorea; Rhabditida; Trichostrongylidae. The record is from the annotation of a GenBank genome assembly.